AUGAGAGAGAAUCCCUUCACACUUGUCACAGAUGGCUCAAAUGAUACUGUCCAAUGCCAAGUAAAACAGUUUGCUGAUAGUGUUGUAUUAAUUAUUGGAAUUCUUGUAUUUCAGAUAUCCGGUUUUGAUCCUGAACAUCUGGCAGUGGAUGUUGGGUAUUGGUUUAAGGGAAGCACCAAUCGUAAAGGUUACCUGGCAGGAGAAAAACUAAAUAUUGGCUUCACCACCAGAGCUACCCUCAACAGGCUGCUUGAGGCUGGAGACAUCACACCUCAAGAGGUGCAUCUAUUCCAGCAGGCAGCAUUUCUGGUCAGGGCUGUGGAGUAUUGGAUCAAAAAACUCUCCCUGAAGGAGGCCCUGCUGAAGCACGCUCAAUUCCUUGAUGUGCAGCAGAGGACGGAGUGUGGGGUGGAAGAUGCCCUAUACUUCGUAGACAGAUUUCAGGAACUACUUCCUUUCAGUGGGCCAGAGGAACAGGACAAGGACAAGUUCUUGGAAUAUCAACUCAUGGAUAUUCCCAUGCCACAAGAUCCCACCACCUUUAAUGUUGAGGAGUUUUGGGGGAGUAUGUCCUCAAUCAAGUGCAAAGUGUCCGGUUUGAGCCUGUUUGGGAGGCUUUCUAAAAUAGCUUCAUUGGUGUUAGUGCUCUCUCAUUCAAAUGGCGACGCUGAAAGGGUUUUUUCCAUAGUGGGAUUAAACAAGACCAAAACUAAGAACAGCUUAGCACUUGAUGGAACCCUGUCAUCCAUCAUGACAGACAACUUUAACAUGUUCACUCGUGGAUAA
Molecule: messenger RNA, 786 nt
Organism: Carassius auratus (goldfish)
Lineage: Eukaryota; Metazoa; Chordata; Actinopteri; Cypriniformes; Cyprinidae
Exons: 6
Coding region: 1-786 (261 amino acids)
Source: RefSeq, a predicted model, not a curated record